Messenger RNA from Liolophura sinensis, 16681 nucleotides. Its product is annotated as E3 ubiquitin-protein ligase HERC2-like. The record is from RefSeq and is a predicted model, not a curated record. Gene Ontology annotation, molecular function: zinc ion binding; ubiquitin-protein transferase activity; protein binding. Lineage: Eukaryota; Metazoa; Mollusca; Polyplacophora; Chitonida; Chitonidae. Gene Ontology annotation, biological process: protein ubiquitination.
GAUUUCACACUAUGUACUAGAGGGGCUGCCACAGUAACAGCACAGAAUGACGUGGUCAGCAGAAUCCAGACUGAGGCCACAGGUACGCCUGGACGCCAAAUGGCUAAAGACUGACCUUCAGUUGGCAUUUACACGAGAGGGGCUGAGUUCCUUGUGGAAUGAGCUGGUCAAGGAUGUGGAGAUUGCAGCCAACACCAACGAUGGACUUGUAAAUAGUGCGGGGGUUCUUGCCAAGAAAGGUGAGACAGGGAAGUACUACUGUGGGAUGAAGGUGCUGACCUGUAGCUGUUGUGAUGGCCAGUGUGGACCUGACAAGGGCUGUAACUGUCCAUCAUGUCAGCUGCUGGACCAGGAGGACCAGGAACGAAAAGAGGAGGAGACUGUCAGGCCCCACCCAUCUGCCCCACUGAUUGACUCCUGGACAUGGGGACAACAGCCAGAACUAAGCCAGCUUAAGGAGUGCUUAAGGUCCCUUAUCUACGAACAACAACAACUCUCCCUGGAAACGGCCAGCUCAACCCUCUCAUCAACACGCUUACAACAACGACUCGCCGUUCUCCAGAGAUAUUUCGUGGCGUUGUCAAGGCAACCCAGCGCAGAAGGCAAAACUCCGACCAGGAAGAAACAAUCAAAUCAAGCUAACCUCAACAAACAGAAAAGUAAAUCUAAGCCUGCAGAGCGAGCCACUACAGGACUGGCCCGUGUGGGGUCACGAGCUGCCCUCAGUUUUGCCUUUGCCUUUCUGCGCCGUGCGUGGCGCUCUGGAGAAGAUGCCGACCUGUGCUCGGAGCUAUUACAGGAGUCGUUGGACGCGCUGCGCUCUCUUCCCGAGGCCACGCUGUUUGAUGAGGGGUCUGUGUCAAAUGUUUGGCUGGAGGUUGUGGAAAGGGCCUCCAAAUUCCUCCGCUCAGUUGUCGCAGGGGACCUGAAUGGAGGAGGGGCGAGCGCUAAGGGCAGUAGUAAGGUGCCUGUUCAGGACCAGCAGACUGCCUUGGCCUUGCUCCUGGAGCUGGCUGUACAGAGAGGCUCCCUCAGUCACAUCCUCAAUGUGGUUCUGCUACUCCUGAACCUGUGGAAUAACAGUCGUCAUGAGUUUGACAACCGCAUCAGUUCUAACCUGCUCUGUGCACCACUAGUCCCCUUUAUUAGACACUUCUGUGAAAUCCAGAGCCCUAAGGGCAAGCUAUCGGAGAUGUCUCGCUGGGAUGAGUCUGGUAACUACAUUGUCAGCCCCACAGAGUGUUUUCUCCGCUACCUGACCAUUCCAGAUGAUGAUGACAUGACAGUGGAUCUACGCCAGUGUGCUGUUGUUGUCAUGUCACACCUAGAUAGGUUAAGUGCGCCCUAUCUUCCUCCUACAGAUACUCAAAAGCGUGCCAGCUCUUCUCAGGAGGUGUUGGGCUGGGGUUGGCUGGCCUGGCUGGGCAGUACUAACAACAACUCCCCACAAACUGUGGAGAGCCUGGGGGACCUAGGCAGCAUACAACAGGUGGUCUGCUCAGAGAGGUGUCUUUUGGCCCUGACUAGAGCAGGCAAGCUCUACAACAUGUUCUAUGGGGCAGAGUGCCAGUGCCCCCAGCUAGUGGAUGGGUUUGGGGAAAAAGAAGUGAUGAAGAUCGCGGCUCACCCUGACGGCAAGCAUUACAUGGCACUCACCACAGAGGGGGACGUCUUCACCUGGGGGAAUGGAGAUGGAGGGCGUCUCGGGCAUGGAGACAACAUUUCGAGGGAAGCUCCCACACUAGUCACAGCCUUACAGGGUAAACAAGUAGUGCAGAUUUCAUGUGGAAGUACUUACAGUGCUGCCGUGACAUCUGCGGGAGAGUUAUUCACAUGGGGACGGGGUAACUACGGGCGUCUGGGUCAUGGGACCGGGGAGGAUCAGGCCACGCCCACCCUGGUCUCUGCCCUCAAGGGUCACAAGGUCGUGGAUGUGGCCUGUGGAUUUGGGGAUGCUCAGACCCUGGCAGUCACUGAUACAGGUGCUGUGUACUCCUGGGGGGAUGGGGACUACGGCAAACUAGGCCGAGGUGGCAGCGACGGCUGUAAGAGCCCUAAAGUUGUGGAGAAACUGGUUGGACAGGACGUACAUAGGGUGUUCUGUGGGGCACAUUUUAGUCUGGCUCUGACCAAGUCAGGUGCAGUAUUCUCAUGGGGGAAGGGGGAUAAUUUCAGACUAGGCCAUGGUACAGAGGAACAUAUACGACAUCCCAAACAGAUAGAGGGGUUGUCUGGGAAGAAGAUAGUCGACAUAGCCGUGGGAUCAAUGCACACCUUAGCGGUCACUGACGAGGGCGAGGUGUUCAGCUGGGGCCGGAAUGACCAGGGUCAGUUAGCAGAUGGGGCCGUGGCCAGUAAGGCUGACCCCACUCUCAUGACCUGUUUGGAAGGAAAGCACAUCAUCGGUGUAGCUUGUGGCCCUGCACAGAGUUUUGCCUGGUCAUCCAGUGGACAGUGGAGUGUAGGACUAAGGAUCCCGUUUGUAGUUGAUGUGUCCAAGUCAACGUUUGAGCAGCUGGACGAACUUCUAGCUGAGGUGUGUGAGGGGAUGGAUGGGAGAAAUGACUGGCCCCCACCCCAGGAGAAAGAGUGCAUGGCUGUGGCUGGGUUGAACCUCCUCAACUUACAGCUGUAUGCUGCGGUUUCACAAAAUGAAAGUACAGACUCUCUUGGCCUUGGUACUGGGAGCCCUCUGGUGGCUAGCCUUAAGCACAGAGUUGUCUCCCUUGCAAGUAACACUGGUGUGAUCAACACAGUACAGCGGGCUGCACAGGCAGCUCUACAGAGUGGCUGGUCCAUCCUGCUGCCCACAGCAGAGGAAAGGGCCCGGGCACUCUCUUCACUUCUCACCUCAGGGGCAGUUUCUCGUGAGGCUGGUGUAAUGAGCCCAGGUCAGAGAUUCAUGACAGAUCUACUGGUAAGUAGUCUGAUGGCUGACGGAGGGUUGGAGACGGCUCUACAGGCUGCCAUACAGAAGGAGGUGCGUGAACUUGAGGAUAGAAAGGAGAAAGAGCGCAAAACCAGCGAAGAAGGUGAUGAAGAUGAUAGUAAAUCAGAAGGGGCGACCAUUUCCUCCAAGAAAGAGCAGACUGCUCUGAAUCGUAGCCGAGCCAAUUCCGACGAUUCUGGCACCACCAUUCCAUUACUGCAGCUGAUACAGCAGCUACUUAGAAAUGCCUCAACAUUCACAUUAUCGAAGCUGCAUGAGAUGUCCCGUGAUCCGCUGCUGAAGAAUGAAGAGUUGGACUUCACAGACACGUCAGCUUCCCUGGACCUCCUGUUACAGUUUCAGAGAUUACUUGUGGCCAGGCUUUUCCCUGGGGGUCACACAGCCCACAGUCACUCAGAGAUAGACUGUGAGUUACAGGGGACCGGGUCCCUCCUGAGGAAGUACCUAACACAGCUGGUCAGCCACGUCCAUGAUGUCCUGCCUGUGGCAGCUAGCCUGGCGGGCUUCAGCAGUAAACACUUUUCACUUGUCUCCAAGAUCGUCAUGAAAGAUGUCACAGGUGCAUUGUUACCUGAGAUGGUGACCUGUAUGGUAUUACUCCAGCUGCAUACCCCAGCUGUGUUACAGAGCUGUAAGGUUAUCAGUGUUUUGGAGGGUCUGCUGGACAUCCUGGACAAGUUUAAUCGCCUGGCUCCAGGACUGGACAGAGAAGACAAGGAAGAUCUGGCCUGGCCAGGGGUUUGGAGUCAUUCCUGGGAAGGUUUUUCCCAAAGGUCAAAUGAGGAUGUUCAGAUGAUUCGUAAGGCAGACUUAGAAAACCAUAACAAAGAUGGAGGAUUGUGGGUAGUUAUCCACGGGAAGGUGUACGACGUACAGGACUUUAAGUCACAGGCACCGUGUGGACGAGAGCUACUCAUGGAAUAUGCAGGUCGAGAUGCGACAACAGCAUUUGAGGCAGGACAUCACACCGAAGAGGCAAGAGAGAUGCUGCAGGCAUUCUUUGUGGGCAACUAUGUUGAUCCUGAGCGUGACAUCAUCCAGACAACAGAUACCAGUACAGUCUCCUCCCCACUGAUGGAUACAGAGCGCACCCUGGCCAUGUUACUGGGACUGUUUGCGGCACACCUUACUCGCAGCCUCCAGUUGUCUAAAGAGGAGGAAGAGUACCAGUAUUGGCUGGACUCCGAGUUUUUUGCUGGAGGUCUGCAGGUGCUACAGCCCCAAAACCCAUUUGAGGAGGAGAAGGGAGAAACGCGCACCUCCAGCUCUUGUACAACAACACCAGGCACUUCCCCAACAUCCGACCAUGACAAGCCCCUUGGGGUUGAUGAGAAAGAGCGUCUGUUUGACCGUCAAGCCUCUCAAGCAGAUGUGGCCCGGCCCUUCCUGCUGGGUCUGGCUGAGGGUAAACUGCAGUGCCCAAAGGUGAAGGUGUUCAUGGGGUAUGUGGAGAAACACAGCCGGCAUCACCAUCUGGCUGUCCCCAUGGAGUUCCCGCCAGACCACCCGGUUGAGGAGGUCGGCAGGUUGUUGUUUGCUGUCCUUCUGAAGCACCUUGACCUGGGUCAUGUGGCCCUCAGCCUGGUGGAACAUGGUCAGGGGGAACCCUUCAAACAGGUCAUCCCCAAGUCUAUCACAGAGAUCUGUAAGGUUGUGCUGCAGACCAAAAGGUCACUUAUUAAGGCACAUCAAGAUUUGUCCAGAUCUUACAAGGAAGUCUGUGCUCCUGUGAUAGAAAGAUGUCACUUCCUGUUUAAUGAACUCCGACCUGCAGUGGGGAAUGAGGUCAGUGCAAUGUCAAGGUCAAGGUGUCUGAAAAGCCUGCCAAGAUGGAAACAAGUCAUUGUGAAAAUGAUGGAGGACAAAAAGAAAUCCAAAUAUUUAUCCAAAGAAAAUGGUAUAGCUGAGGAAACGGAAGAGGAAGCUGCUGAACUGGAAGAGGCGGGCUCUGGUGAUGAAGAGGAGGAGUCAGAUAAUGAGGAGGAAUCUGGCAGUGAGGAGGAGCAGGAGUCUGGAGAUGAGGGGACAGAGUCAGAGGAGAAUGAAGAGUCAGAGGUAGCCCAGGGAGAAGAGAGUACAGGUGAUAAAAAAGACGACAGCCAGUCAGGGGAGGCAGCUGAAGAAGAAGUGAAGGUAUUUGCCAAGCAGCCUCAUGCGGCCAAGUCUGUCUGUUUGGAGGAAAAGAAGGUUGACAGUAAACUGAAGAAGAUGGAUUCCUGGAGUCAUGUGGUCAGUGCAGUGACAAGCACCCCAAAGUUCCGCUGGUUACGACAGCGUUUGACUGGUGCGACGACAGAUAUGCCGCUUGUCAACAAGAUCAUAGAGUUUGUUAUGUUUGAGCACCCCAUUGAUGUAGAGAAGCUGAGGAAGUCCCUGAGAAACCAGGUGGACCGUGCAGAGGUGAGGCUGACAGGUAUACAGACCAUGUUGUCCCUGGUCCACAAGGACUACUUGAUCCCCUCUAUCAGAUACUCUAUACUCUGUGGCUGGCAGGGCCUGCUUACCGUCGGCAAGAAGGUCUGCUCCCCUGUACCACACUGCCUGGCUGACAUCGGCCUUAUUCCACCUUGUGACCGCCUACUGCUGGAAAUGACCUUUGCGGAGCUGUACAAAUGGUCUAUCCGGGAGCUAAGAAACUGUGUCCUUCAGGCAGACAUGGCCUUCAAAUCCAGGGGCAUUAACCCAGCACAGCUGCCACAGGACAAUAACAGAAAGCUGUCUCUGGGAGCCUUGCCUACAUCACGAUUCCUCCUGGCAACGGCUGGUCUCCUGGUCACAGAACACCACGCUCACAGUGUCAGUCUGCUGCUCAACUCAGGGGUCCUGGCCCUCACACAGAGUAUACUCAGAUUAGCAGGUCCUGACCCAGACAGCAUUCCUCAGGACAUCUCCACAUCAGUGUGUGCUGUACUAGAGGAACAGAAGCACAAGAAGUCCACCCAGCCUGCACCUAUCUCUGGCCCAGAGCUGGGCUCCAUGAUGAAGGUGGGAACACGUGUGGUACGGGGUGUGGAUUGGAAGUGGGGCGAUCAGGACGGCCCAUCUCCAAGCAUGGGGUCGUGUGAUAGGAGAGCUGGAGAGGAUGGUUGGAUCCGUGUCCAGUGGGACACGGGCAGCACAAACAGCUACCGUAUGGGGAAGGAGGGAAAGUAUGACCUGAAGUUAGCUGAGCCUAUGGAGCUGCCUGAUAAUGAGGAGGAAGAAGACGAAGACUCAGAAUUAUCUGACAUUCAUCGACCGGACAUUAAACACCCGACUGCAUCAAUCCGGCGUACCACACUGACACUGCUGCGAGCUCUGGCGCUGUGUACUGGGAUUGAGGCUGAGGAUGCCCAGAAAGAGGCUGUGGGAGCACUGUGUGGUCUCAUCAGGAAUAUCAUAGACUGUGGAUGUAACCAAGGCCUCAAUUCCAACUCAGUAGCAGUUCAGAUCGCCCGGGAGCAGUUUUACUCCUGGUGCACCCUGGGAUUUGUACGCAGUAUUGCCACGAGCCCUCAAAUCUGCCAUGCCCUCAGCACUCGCCGCUGGAUUGACCUGUUACUGAAGAUACUCAGUGAAGACGAAGGGCCAAAUGCAUUGAGGAAUAUACCCAGACAGAUACUGACACUACGGUUGUUGCGGUCCGUCCUGCCAUCCUGGGAUAACACAGAGGAGACUAACCGCAUGUCUGACAUCGUGGACAAGCUGUUCAGUCUGCUGGGUACAGCCCUGAUGUCCUGUGGGUCUGACCCCACCCUCUUACCUCAAGACUCUCCAAAAAAGACUCUGAAGCCGAACAGAGCCCCGGUCUCCCUGACUGCCUCUUACUCAAGCACCAUAGCUGAGGAGGUAGUCACACUUCUGAGGAAGCUUCAUUCCCUUGACACAUGGAACCCCCAUGUCAACCUUUACCUGAGUAAACACCUGGCAGCUAUAGCAGAGAUGGUGACAGACAAACCACGUCUGGUUCUCCAGGUGGAGGAGUGUCUCACAGAUAACCUGAGUGCCCAGGCAUCUGUGAUGGCUGUGCUGGCCCUGGUGGGAGGAGUGGACUGUCGACCUCGUCUGGGAGGACUGGUAAACCACGAGGAGAUGGGCACAGGCACUAUAGCCAGGAUCAGACCCAACGGCAAGAUACAUGUCCAGUUUGAAGUCAACAAAGUGUGCCGCCUCACAGAACUUGUUCCUGUUUCGUCCCUGGAGUUCUGUGUAGAGAAGCUACCCCUAACUGACAGUAUCCUCUCCACUUGGGCCAACCUGGUCAGCAUUGCUGGCACAGGCUUCAAGAUGGACAAGGACCGGCCUGUACUCUGCUGUGAUUCCAGUAAUGUGAACCUAAUCUUGUUAAGGAGACAACAGAUAAAGCUGGGGCUUCUCAAGGCUGCCCGUGUCUUGUUUGGGCGCCAAGAUAACCUGCGUCAGAUUCUGUGUCAGCCUGCGCUGACAGAGCACGUGCUGCCUGAACAGUCUGCGCCGGCUGCCACAGGAUCCGAGGAUGACCUGAGCCCGGAUACGGACCACCCAGUGUCGCUGUACCAGCAACUCAUGGUGGCUGCUACCCACCCCUCACCAUUGAAGGCCAUUUUUAUCAGGGAAGAACUAGAGGCGGCUGCACUUUCGGUUACCCAGUAUUUGACAGCAGAAUUGGGCAAACCCCAGAUCCCAUCAGAAGACUCAACAGCCAGCAGCGAGCACAGAAUUCCUCCAUACAAACCGCCAGCAUUAGGAACAGCUGUUGCCAGGCUACAGAAGCAGAAGAAACCCAACAACAAGAUAAGCCAGGGCCCACCAGCUCCUGUCAUAGUACAGGUCAUGGAGAUGGGGUUCCCUCGCAAACAUGUGGAGUAUGCUGCCAAGUCAUUAGGUGGCUCGAGUGUGACUGGGGAUUCCCCUAGCCUGGAGGCACUGGUCAAUUGGCUGCUGGAGCACAAUGAUGAACUACAGCUUCAGGACAUGACGGACUCGGACAGCGAAUCUUCUCUAGAUGCCUUCUCUGACACAGAUUCCAUGUCUGAUGAAUUUGAGGAGAUGGACGGCGCCUUCAGUGAUGUAAGGGAAGAUUCACAAGCUGUUGGUGCGGAGUCCAUGCCCACCCACAGCCAGCCUUUCAUGAAGAGGAUGGACUUUGGGAACAGUGAGGAUUAUGCCAUGUAUGUGCGUGACAACAUUCAGGUGGGCAUGAUCGUCAAGUGCUGCCGCACCUAUGAGGAAGUGCAUGAAGGGGAUGUUGGCAGAGUUAUCAAGCUGGACCAGGAUGGUUUACAUGACCUGAAUAUCCAGGCAGACUGGCAGAGGAAAGGAGGAACAUACUGGGUCCGCUAUAUCCACGUCCAGUUGAUGGGCUUCCACAACAUCAAUAGCUGUGGCCAGACGAUUAACGUUGGUGAUCGUGUGAGGGUGAAGCAGACUGUGACCACGCCCAUGUACAAGUGGGGAUCUGUCACUCACAAGAGUGAAGGCAUUGUCACAGCCAUCAACCCUAAUGGAAGGGACAUCACUGUGGACUUCCCAAAGCAGGCUCACUGGACAGGUGUCGUAAAUGAGAUGGAGUUGGUGCCCAGUACCCACAAGGGUGUCGGGUGUGAUGGGUGUUCUGCCAACCCGAUCAUGGGAACACGCUACAAGUGCCAGACCUGUGAGGACUUUGAUUACUGUGAGACCUGCUUUAAGACAAAGAGAGCUCACCGCCACCCCUUCAACCGUAUAGCUGAUCCGGGGUGUGAACCAGUCAAUGCUGGCAAACCUGGCAAGACCAGAAAGCGAUCUAACACAGCAACAAACGGCGCCUUCAUAGACAAUUGGCACGGCUGUGUGAAGCAGGUGACUGUGUCCUCCAGGGAGAGCAAUGCCCAUAGGCUGAUUGAAGGCAACAGUGGUUUCUGGCAGAGCUCAGGUUCUCAGGGCAAGCACUGGGUGCGCCUGGAGCUUCAGCCAGAUGUAGUGAUUAACCGAUUGUACAUGAGGGUGGAGCCAUCGGACUCCAGCUACAUGCCCUCUCUGGUGGUGGUGAGCGGCGGAGACUCCAUCCACAACGUGAAGGAGCUUAGGACAGUCAAUAUCAGUGCCAUGGACACUCUGGUCACUCUCCUACAGGACAUGACUGAGUACUACCGCUUUGUGGAGAUCGCCGUGAAGCAGUGUCGCAGCAGCGGAAUAGACUGUAAGAUCCAUGGCCUGUCUGUGAUUGGUCGGCUGAAGUCUGAUGAGGACGAUGUCGCGGCAAACUUUACGUUCCUGGCAUCUGACAAUGAGGAAGACGAGGAAAGAGCCGGUACCCAGAGCUCUAACAAGAGGAUGAAGCUGAGCGGCCUUAAGGAUAUACAAACACAUGUGUUUGUGUGGGGGCUGAAUGACAAGGACCAGUUAGGGGCGCCCAAAGGCUCUAAGAUCAAAAUGCCUGUCUUGAACGAGACACUGUCGUCAGUGAAAUGUGUACAGAUUGCUGGAGGCUCCAAAAGUUUGUUUUGUGUAACCCAGGAAGGGAAAGUGUAUGCAUGUGGAGAGGCCACCAGUGGUCGGCUGGGGUUAGGUGUGGUCAGUGGGAACAUAUCCGUGCCCAGACAGAUUACCUCCCUUAGUCAGUAUGUCAUCAAAAAAGUAGCUGUUCAUUCAGGAGGUCGCCAUGCCCUGGCCCUGACUGUGGACGGUAAAGUGUUCUCCUGGGGUGAGGGAGAUGAUGGCAAGCUGGGACACUGCAGCAGGAUGGGUGCAGACAAACCCCGAUUAAUAGAAGCCCUGAAGUCUAAGCGAGUUCGUGACAUUGCAUGUGGGAGCUCCCAUAGUUCUGCCAUUGUGUCUAACGGAGACCUGUAUACGUGGGGUAUGGGAGAGUAUGGGAGGUUAGGUCAUGGAGAUAACACAACACAGCUUAAACCUAAACAGGUAAAGGCCCUGGCAGGACAGCGUGUCAUCCAGAUCGCCUGUGGGAGUCGAGACGCCCAGACCCUGGCCCUUACUGAUGAAGGGAAUGUGUUCUCGUGGGGUGAUGGUGACUUUGGGAAGCUGGGGCGUGGAGGAAGUGAGGGCUGUAACAUGCCUCAUCAGAUUGACAGACUGACAGGCAUGGGAGUAUGUCAGAUAGAGUGUGGGGCUCAGUUCUCUCUGGCUCUGACUAAGGCGGGACAAGUCUGGACUUGGGGUAAGGGAGACUACUUCCGCCUUGGUCAUGGUACUGAUGCCCAUGUUCGUAAACCUCAGCUUGUGGAAGGGCUAAAGGGGAAGAAGAUAAUCCACGUGGGUGGGGCACUUCAUUGUCUGGCCGUCACUGACACAGGACAGGUGUAUGCUUGGGGUGACAAUGAUCAUGGGCAACAAGGGAAUGGCACAACAACUGUUAACAGGAAGCCAGCACUUGUCCAUGGACUGGAGGGUUACAAGAUAACCAGAGUGGCAUGUGGGUCAUCCCACAGCAUCGCCUGGGCAACACUGACCUGUCCACCCCCCACCACACAUGAACCGGUUCUGUUUUCAGCCUCCAGGGAUCCAUUAGGAGCAACACUAAUAGGUCUAAAGGAGAGCCCAGCCGAUGAAGGCACCAAUGCCCCAUUACCUGUGCCCCAGUCAAAGACCACCCAGAGGCCGUCACUGGCCAGAGUAAUCCUGUCCCUGGACUCUAACAUGGCCAAACAACAGGCCCUGUCUCAUGUCCUUACUGCUCUACAGAUCAUGUAUGCCAGAGGAGCAGUUGUAGGGUCCCUGAUGAAGGAGAACCAGAUCACGUCCCUACACCUGGAGCCCAAGGUCCCCAUGGCUAUGGCUGCCACGGUCUCCACCAUCACCAAUGGGAGCAGCAUCACCGAUGACGCCACACCUGUUGCUAACAUCCUCGAGCCCGUGGACACUACAGACAUCUCCGUAUCCAUGCAUGAGUCCACUCAUUCCACAGAUCAAUUUUUCACCCACGGCGACUUGGCCUCAUCAUUUGCCAGCAUGCACAGUUUAGCAGCCAAGGUUUCGCCGGCAACCAGCAUCAUCGCAGAGACGUUCACCUCCCCUGAUGAGGUCACCAGCACCAUGGAGACGGAACCGCACAACCAGCCGCUGGGCCUGGACGAGUUCACGUCAAACAUCACCCCUGACGACGCGCGGGUCCUGGUUGACCUGCUCAAACUGGCCGUGGCCAUGCGGGCUGGGGAGAAAGGGAGAGAAGUCAUCUCUGAGGUGUUGAUCGCACUGGCAAGAGCUAAUUCACAGGUUGCUGAGCUGUUACUGGAGCUGUGUGUAACAGAACUGGAGGAUGUGGCAGCUGAUACGGAGUCUGGCAGAAACACAGCUCAGCCAGUCAUACAAGAGAGUCCUCACCCUUACACAGAUGACACUUCUCUGGCAGCUCAUGUCAAAAUACCAGGAGCUGAGGGACUGCGUGUUGAGUUUGAUCGUCAGUGUUCCACAGAGCGCAGACAUGACCCGCUCACCAUCAUGGACAGUGCUGGGAGGACUGUGUCUGUCAGAUCUGGUCGCGAAUGGUCGGACUGGUCUCAGGAGCUGCGCAUCUCUGGGGACGAACUCCGGUGGAAGUUCACAAGCGAUGGUUCCGUCAAUGGCUGGGGCUGGCGCUUCACAGUAUAUCCCAUCAUGCCUGCGGCUGCCCCCAUGGACAUGCUUUCUGACCGGCGUGUCCUGUCACGACCUUCCAUUGACCUUGUCACCUGUCUGCUAGAACUCAAACUGGACAUCACAUCUGACCGCAACAUCGUACCCCGUCUGGCAGCUGCUCUGGCCGCAUGUGCACAACUUAGCUCUCUAGGAGCUUGUCAGAGAAUGUGGGCAUUACAGAAGCUUAGGAAGCUGAUGGCUGCUAACUAUGGCCCAGCCAUCAAUGUGAACGCCCUGCUGGCCAGCCCCUCCGUGGAAAGUCCUGACUCUGAGAUACCUAAGCCCUACUCCAGUUCUAUGAGUGGCACAGCCCUUGCCUCGUUAGUGAAGGGACUACCUGAGGCUCUACAGAGACAGUACGAGUAUGAGGACCCCAUAGUCCGCAGCGGUAAACACCUGAUGCACAGUCCCUUCUUCAAGGUACUUGUGGCCCUGGCCUGUGACUUAGGCCUGGACAUGUUGCAGUGCUGCAGUGAAGCUCACAAGUGGGCAUGGUUCCGCCGCUACUGCAUGGCUGCCCGAGUGGCAGCUGCAAUUGUACGGCGCAGCCUGCUGCCCACAGGAUUCUGUGAAGAGGUAAUGAAGAAAGCACAGGACAUCUCGGCUGACGGUGAAGAGUUGUCACGUGACCACGAAAACCAGGACAUAUUCCACCGCGAGCAUGACGAGCAGCUGCUCAUGUGGCUCAAUAGGAAACCUGAUGAUUGGACAUUGUCCUGGGGUGGGAGUGGUCAGAUCUGGGGGUGGGGCCACAACCACCGUGGACAACUGGGUGGAGUGGAGGGGGCAAAAGUCAAACUUCCCAUCAGCUGUGAAGGGCUAGCAGGACUGAGGCCAGUACAGCUGAUUGGUGGAGAGCAGACCCUGUUUUCUGUGAUAGCUGAUGGAAAGGUGUAUGCCACAGGGUAUGGCGCUGGGGGCAGGCUGGGCAUAGGUGGCACAGAGUCUGUGGCCAUGCCCACUCUUCUGGAGUCCAUACAACAUGUGUUCAUUAAGAAGGUGGCAGUGAACUCUGGCGGUAAACACUGCCUGGCGCUGUCUGCAGAAGGGGAGGUGUUCUCCUGGGGCGAGGGAGAGGAUGGCAAACUUGGACAUGGGAACAGAAGUCCAUGUGACCGUCCCCGUGUGAUAGAGUCCUUGCGGGGUAAGGAGGUGAUAGACGUGGCUGCAGGUGGUGCCCACAGUGCCUGUAUCACAGCCAACUGGGAGCUCUACACUUGGGGGAAAGGUCGCUAUGGUCGCCUGGGUCACGGGGAUAGUGAGGACCAGCCCAAACCUAAACUGGUAGAAGCCCUGAAGGGUUACCGUGUGGUGGAUGUCGCCUGUGGGAGUGGGGACGCCCAGACACUGUGUAUUACAGCAGAUGACAAGGUCUGGUCCUGGGGAGAUGGGGACUAUGGGAAACUAGGUCGAGGAGGCAGUGACGGCUGUAAGGUGCCCAUGAAGGUGGACUCCCUGCAGGGUCUUGGAGUGGUGAAGGUUGAGUGUGGCUCACAGUUCUCGGUGGCCCUGACCCGCUCAGGCGCAGUCUACACCUGGGGAAAGGGAGACUACCAUCGCCUUGGUCACGGAACUGAUGACCAUGUACGGAGGCCAAGAAGAGUGUCAGCACUUCAGGGGAAGAAGAUCAUAGAUGUGGCCUGUGGCUCCCUUCACUGUGUGGCCUGUACAGAUACAGGUGAGGUGUUUACCUGGGGAGAUAAUGACGAGGGGCAGUUGGGAGACGGGACCACCAAUGCCAUACAGAAACCGCGACUCGUUGCUGCCCUCCAAGGUAAGAAAAUAAACCGUGUGGCCUGUGGCUCAGCCCACAGCCUGGCCUGGUCCACCAACAAGCCAGUGAGUGCAGGCAAGCUGCCAGGCUCGGUGCCCAUGGAGUACAAUCACCUGCAGAUGGUGCAGAUCACAGUGCUUAGGAACCGCCUGGUGCUGCUUCACCACUUCUCUGACCUCUUCUGCCCAUCCACAUGCAUGUUUGACCUCCAGGACUCGACCAGUGACACGGACCGUGGGGACGGCAGUAUGACCGGGCUUGAUGCCCUCAGAGGGGUACUUGUUUCAUCUGCCAAGGAGACGGCCUUCAGAAAGGUUGUCCAGGCAACCAUGAUCAGAGACAGACAACAUGGACCUGUGGUGGAACUGAACAGGAUACAGGUAAAGCGUUCUCGUGGUAGAGGUGGACUGGCGGGGCCUGACGGGAUCAAGACCGUGUUUGGUCAGAUGUCCACCAAGAUUGGGGUGUUUGGGGCGGAUGUUCUUAUGUUGCCUCACAGAGUGUGGAAGGUCAAGUUUGUAGGUGAGAGUGUGGAUGACUGUGGAGGUGGAUACAGUGAGUCCAUUGCGGAGAUGUGUGAUGAGUUACAGAAUGGCUCUCUCCCUUUGCUGAUCGUUACCCCGAAUGGCCGUGAUGAGUCGGGCGCUAACAGGGACUGCUUCCUACUUAACCCCAUGCUGAAGAGCCCACAACAACAGAGCAUGUUCAGAUUUCUGGGUAUGAUGUUUGGCAUUGCCAUCAGAACUGGAAGCCCUCUCAGCCUUAACAUGGCUGAGCCAGUAUGGAAGCAGCUGGCUGGGAUGGCCUUGUCUAUCUCAGAUCUCACAGAGGUCGACAAGGACUUUGUGCCAGGCUUGAUGUGUAUUAAGGAGAUGGAUGACCUGUCAUUGAGGUCAGCAGACAUGCCCUUCAGCGUACCUAGUUCAGCAGGACAGGAGGUGCAGCUCAGCUCUAAGUACUGUCGAAUCACCCCUGAGAACAAGGCAGAGUACAUCCGCCUGGCCAUGGAGUAUAGACUGCACGAGUUUGAUGAGCAGGUCCAGUGGGUGAGAGAAGGAAUGGCCAAAAUCAUCCCUGUGCCUCUUCUCUCUCUCUUCACUGGUUACGAGCUGGAAACAAUGGUUUGUGGCAGUCCGGACAUUCCUCUGAACCUGCUGAAAUCCGUGGCAACAUACAAGGGGAUCGAUGCCACAGCGUCUCUGAUUCAGUGGUUCUGGGAAGUGAUGGAGGAGUUUAGCACGACCGAGCGCUCACUCUUUCUGCGCUUUGUCUGGGGACGCACACGCUUACCCCGCACAAUUGCAGACUUUAGGGGCAGGGAUUUUGUCCUACAGGUGCUGGACAAGUACAACCCACCUGACCACUUUCUGCCGGAGAGCUACACCUGCUUCUUCCUGCUCAAAAUGCCGCGCUAUUCCUGUAAGGAGGUUCUCCGGGAGAAACUCAAAUAUGCCAUCCACUUCUGCAAGUCCAUCGACACGGACGACUACGCGCGAGUGGCGCUGACAGGUGACGGUCUUGACCCGGAAUCUCCGGAUGGCAGCGAGGAUUCUGAUUACCCAGACAUUUGCGAGUCAGAAGGGGAGGUUAUGGACUCGGACGGAAUAUGAAUUCUGUCACUAUUCAGCUGUUUUGAAAUUCAUCAGGCUUUAGUAGGAAGUAAUAUCAAAAUCUAGUCUUUACACAGAAGUAAAGCGGGCGGAAUUUUGUCAGUGAGCUGACUUCAAGCGACGUUUUCCAAGUCCUGUGACAGUUUUCUUUGUCCCAAUAUUUGUGCCAUUUUACAUGUCUGUGGCAUUAAUCAGCUUGCCAUGCAAUGCCAUUUCCCCUGCACAUGUAGCUUUCAGACUGUUGUGAUAUGUUGCUAGGGUUGCCUAGACAUCUGCUUGUAGUUUCAUAGCAGCAUACAGCUUAAUCUUUAUUUCUUUGUUUUUUUUUAAAUGGGCAUAAGCACUUUUAACCCAUAACUUACACUUAUCUGAAAUCGCACAUUCAGUAUUUGUUACUUUGUUGUUUGUUUGGAUUAAUAUCAAGAGUUGUUUGAUGAGAGAUAACAAGAUUUGUUGUGUUUGUACGUGCAAACAGCCGAGGAGCAGGUCUCUCAAAUGAUGUAAAUAUUAGUUCAGUUCAUCGUCUCCACUUUUUACAAGCUGUAAUAAAUUCUUUGAUCAUUGACUUAAACAUAUUGUAUUUUCCAGAGUAUGAAUUUUCCAAACGGAAUCAUUUUAUUUCUUGAGUUGGACUGAGGCGUCAGUGUGUUGGUUUUAAUGAACUCUGUAUCAAACACUGUAAAGUUUCACCAAUGUAUGUUUUAGCUGGCAUGUUUCAACCUAAUUUGGUGGUCACUUACAGCAAAAUUUUAUACAUCAAUCAUGCUUUUCAAAUAACUUACUACUUCAUGGUUUAUACAGCAGUAGGAAGAUGUGGUGAAGUUGAUGCUUUAAUUAGUUUACAGUAUUUGCCGACAUUGAUUUCAAUUUUCGAUAAUUUCAUAUCCAAUUGAUCUCAGUCCAUUAUAAUCUACGUCAUUUUGACCUGUCAGUGUGUAUGAAAAUGAACUUGAACUUUUCUCAGUGUGAGAUGUUGUUCAGACCUUUUCUUUAGUUAAAGCUGAAACCUCAAGCUAAUCCAGAUGAUGCGAUAUAUUUGACUGAUAAUCAAUAAGGAAAUAAAUUCUGAAGAAAUUCAUUUUUUAAAUUAUGUUUAUCAUUGUGGUGGCUUUUAAAUUGAAAUAUAAAAGGCAUCAAUUGAAAUAAAGAAGUAAGUCUAUGGGCAAGGUUAUCUGGCUUGAAAUAGCAGUAUUAUUUGCCAAAAAAAUUUACUUUGAAGUUUUAGUUUGACUAAUUUAUCAAACAUGAAGGGAGACUGUUUUCUCUCGCUAACUGCAUACAGUAUAUGUGUGUACAUAUAUGUAUAUGUUUUUUUUCUCUCUGUCAUCUGCUUCUGCUAGAGUUUUCUGUUGUAUUCUCAGAGGCAUUUUUCUUGGUGGUUUUUAUUUUAAGGUAAACUUGUAAAUAUUGUAAAUUUAUGCAUCAUCAUCACGCGUAAGCUUAGCAGAUAUUUCAGCCAUUUCACCUUGUAUGUGUUUGUCAAUUGCUGAAUGCUCUGGAGCUUUCAUCAUCAUCAUUGUUCACACACUCUUUAUUUAUCAGAUGAGCAUUAGAUGUGAAUAUCACUAUCUGGCUGCCUUGUCAAAGCCGGAUAGCUUAAAUAUUGGACACAGUAUUGUCACAAUUCUCACACAUUGAGUUGCAGAAUCUGUGCUAUAUUUGAUAUAGAUGUAUAUGAUGGUUACAUGUGUCAAUGCUAAGCCUUUGUGUGUUGCAUUGUUUAAGAUGUGUGAAAAUUAAAUAAACGGUGUGGUCAAACACCCAGUCAUUACA